Serendipita indica DSM 11827 is the source of this 1332-nucleotide messenger RNA. Lineage: Eukaryota; Fungi; Basidiomycota; Agaricomycetes; Sebacinales; Serendipitaceae. The record is from the annotation of a GenBank genome assembly.
AUGGACGAAAUGGAUACACGAGUUCCAGACCCGUUCGCCGUUGGAGAUGACGAGGAGGAGGUUGAAGCUUACAAUGAUAAUCUAUUAACGCCAACUGUACCAGCACAGGAGGCCCCUGGAGUGCAAUCACCAUCUCCAGUGCAAAAGGAUGCGCCUCCGAUUCCUCCUCCUAAAAUAAUCACGAAAUCACAAGGUGAUAUACGACCUCUGCUCUCUGUGAACAUGUUCCUGCCCGUACCAGACUCGGAUCCCUUGACGCUGCUAGUCGCAAAGUAUAUUCCGGACCCGCAGGCACGUCCGCGUAGAGAUUUGUCGGGAGACUAUACGCACACCGACCUGCGUACACUCAUUAUGACGAAUAGUUGGCGUGCUACUGCCCGACUUGCGAGGGACCAACUCACAUCGGGCCGCGUUCAGGAUGUUUCCGAAGUCCUCGAGUGGUGGUGUCUCCGCCUUCACUCGCUUGCCCGUCUACGAUUGUAUAAUCAAACGGCAGCCGAGUGCACGACGCUAUUCAACGUAAUCUCUUCACUACAGCCUCCUGAAUUUUGCAAUCAUGUCAAAGAUCUCCUCCCACUCGACUUGGACCUCUGCCGCUGUCGGCUACGUUAUUGGGCGAACGAUUCGAUCGGAUAUGUCGAUGCAUUGAUGCUUACUCUCAACUCGUGUAAACGUAGUCUUGCAAAGGCUAUGAAGCGAAACGUGCAAAAUGCAACUGUGGACGGGUCAGUCGAGAGGUGGACAGAACGGUGUGCACGAGUAUCACUCGUUCUGGCAUCCCAAUUGGUCGAGAUGAAGCAAUACACGACGGCCACUCGCAUUCUGGAAACCAUGAUCCUCCAUCCAUCAGCUCCACCAGACCUACAAGGUGCACUCGCAAUGGUCUACCUCCAAGUAGGUGAUCUCGGCGCAGCUUCUUUUCAUCUCAACGAACUCGCCGUCAAUUCACGAGUGGAUCAAGUCACGAAGACUACGAACGAGAUCCUCAAGGCGUGCUUCAUGGGUGAAUGGGCUACGGCCGUCGAUAUGCUGCAGGGGAGAGCAGAAGAGUUGGUACAGACGGAGAAUUACGUUCAGCGCGCGAUCGACGCAAACAAUCUGGCAGUCGCCUUGCUAAAUCUGGGCAAGCUCUCCGAGGGAAUCGCCGUGCUCGAAGACAUCUUUGUACAGUCCCCGUCCAUGGCUGUCGUCGCCGAGCCACUUAUCUUCAAUCUCGCGACGAUGUAUGAGCUACGGUCCAAUACAGCCAUGGACCGUAAGACGGCAAUGCUGUCAAAGGUUGCACUCUGGAGCGGUGACGGCUUGCGACAUGCUGUCCUUAAACUCGGAUAG